Molecule: messenger RNA, 10231 nt
Organism: Sorex araneus (European shrew)
Lineage: Eukaryota; Metazoa; Chordata; Mammalia; Eulipotyphla; Soricidae
Gene: PCDH17
Product: protocadherin 17
Exons: 5
Coding region: 2615-6181 (1188 amino acids)
Biological process (GO): homophilic cell-cell adhesion
Cellular component (GO): plasma membrane
Molecular function (GO): calcium ion binding
Source: RefSeq, a predicted model, not a curated record
UAAGCGGCAGCGUGAGGUGAAUAGAGACAGUCAGCUAGAGGCGCUGGGGAGAGAGCUGGGACUGCGAGCCUGUCUGCUGCGGCAGCGGAGGAGGGCGGCUGGGGAGACGCUACUCCAACUGUUGAAUUGAAUUUUCACCUUUCAUUUCCUCCGACGCUUUGCUUGCGGAGAUGGAUUUAUUUGCUUUGCAAUCCACGCGUCUUUCGUAGAUUGUGAGCUGAUAUUGACAGGCAUCCGAUUGACAGAGACCACCCCUGAACAAAAAAAAAAAAAGGAGAAAAAAAAAAGAACCCUGCACAAUUAACUAUGCACACCGGUGCUGGACUUUGUGAAUAAAGAACAUUCAGAGGAAAAUCUUGAACUAUGAUGCGGGGCUCUGCUGUGAACAGCUAAAAGCCACUGGAAUCCUGCCCCCCCUCAAUACUUUGGAAGAUUUUGGGGGUGUCUCAAGCCUAAUCAAGAGGAAAGGUUUUUUCUUUUUCUUUUUCAUAAAUAAAUACACCUAGCAAAAUAAACGUCUUGUUUUCCAGAACCUCGGACUCCAGCAGAAAGAGGUAGAGUAAAAGUGCUGCUGGAUUCAGCUUCACCUCCUCCUUCUCUCCCUCCCCCCUUCUAUCGCUUUUGCCCCCCACCUUCCCUCAUUUCUCCCAAACAUGAAUCUGGCUUUUAUUUCUAUAGAGUGAGUCAGAGAAAGCGUUAGGAAGAAGCUGCAACUAAUGUCUGUGAAGGCAGGACCGUGAGGCGAGAGUGAAUAGGAUUCGUUCCGCUGCUUCUGACUCAUCCGGCAGAUCAGAACACCUGCAUUUCUGAAUGUGUCAUUCCCGUCUAUCCAGGCGCUUGGAGACCCCGAAAUAAUGUGUAGCUGUACCCGUGCCUAACAGCCCUUUGGAGGUGGCUCCCCGAGGUGGAAGCCUCUGGCCGGACCGCAGUUCCUCAUUCCCCUGGCCUCCCCGGGGCGCCCAGAGAGACUGUGUACGAGCGAGACUGCAGAAUGCAUCACGACAAACCUUGAUGUGCCUCUCUUACAUCCAGCCCACUCCUCCUACUAUUAAAGGGGGACAAAAUUGAAGGGAGAAGGCACCACGCACUCUUUUCGAUUCAAAUAUUCGCCACUUUUAUUUCACGCCAAGGUUUUCCUUUCUAGAUGAAGAGGACUGGGAGGCAGGGCCAUUGGAAAGAGAUGCUGAAUAGAAAGAAAAGAGAGGCACUUGACGGCCCAGCCCUAUGAAUGCAGAGACUGUUUCCCUUCUAGCGAGAGACAGGGAGAGUGUGUGCUAGGACUUGGGGAGGGCGACUCCCCCCUCCUUUAUUUCUCCUCCUCCUCCUCCUCCUCCUCCCCCUCCUAAUCUGCACAUCCAACCAUGAGUUGCCUGUUGAUUUCCUUUCGCCGGGGAAGAGCAGCAAACUGGAAUUAAACUGCAUCGGGAGCAGUCCUUGCUCGGCCGGGAGAGGAUGGGAUGGUAGCGACUGCUUGUGAUUUGGCGUAGGGAAAUCAGAGUGCGUGUUGUACGAACAGAGGCGGAGAGAGAGCUGUGUGUGUCCCCCCUCGCCCCCGCCCCCCUCGCCUCCCUAUAGACUCACGCCGCAAAUGCUGAUCAGGCUGUGGCUUUCCUGACUUCGGGGGAGAGCCUUUUCCGAGGAAGAGAGGGAGGAGCCUGCUGGAGGGAGGAAACUACAAAUCGGGACACUAGUUCUUUGCGCUGCAUUUCCUCCCCUCCCUUUUGGCUGCUCGGAAAGGAGAGAGCUAGCAAGAAAGAGAGAGAGAGAGAGAGAUCGAAAGAGAGAGAGGGGGGAAGGAGGAAGGGAGGCAGGCAGGCAGAGAAAAUACGCUUGGCUGGGAGAUGCAGUCCGCCGCCGCCGUUGCCUCCACCGGCAAUGUAAGAUUAGAUCUCUAAAUGCAGCAAAACACUGCCUGAAAAAAAAAAAAAAAAAAGAACAGAACAGAACAGCCCGCAAAGCGAGCAGACGUUUCAACCGGGCUGCGGGAAGAACCGAAAUCUCUCGGACUCUCUCUCCGUGACUCCCCAUCCCCAUCAAUUUCGCCACCCGGGCGGAGGAACAACUAAGGAUUUCACUUUCAGAUCUGCCUGGAGACACACCUCCCCGCUCCCUCCCCCACUGGAUGGGAAGCGUGUUCCGGAGCCUCCGGGCGGGAGCGGAUUUUGCAGCGCCCUAGCGGGAGCCGGGAAAACCUACAGAUUCUUCAGCUCCUUCUGCUGGCUCCCAGACGCGAUUUCCUCCUCAUCGCCGGCUUCAUCUUCUCAAGUUUCAGUCGCCCGAAGUCAGCGCCCGAGAGACAAAGCCCCCCCACCCCCGCCCGGACUCGUCCCCAGCCGCAGGGAGCCGCCGCCUUCCUCAGUGCUCCUGCAGCUUCGCUGCGCCGCUCCUUGCCCCCCCACACCAGUGCGGAUGCUGUAGAUCAACAGGUUCGGGGAACUUGAGCGGAAUAAGGCGAGCACAGCCGGUGCCGCAGCCCGGGAUCCGAAGGCAGGAAGGACAGACGGACUUGCGAUCGGCCUCUCGCUGAAGCCGCGCUCGGGCCCCGAAGCUGGCGCGCUCCCACCCGCUCGCCUCUCCCGUCCGGCUGCUCCUGCCCCCACCCCACCGGUCUGGGAUGUACCUUUCCAUCUGUUGCUGUUUUCUCCUCUGGGCCCCUGCCCUGACGCUUAAGAACCUCAACUACUCCGUGCCGGAGGAGCAGGGGGCCGGCACGGUCAUCGGCAACAUCGGCAAAGAUGCUCGACUGCAGCCGGGGCUUCCGCCCGCGGAGCGCGGCGGCCCGGGCGGGCGAAGCAAGUCGGGCAGCUACCGAGUGCUGGAGAACUCAGCGCCGCACCUGCUGGACGUGGACGCCGACAGCGGGCUCCUCUACACCAAGCAGCGCAUCGACCGCGAGUCCCUGUGCCGCCACAACGCCAAGUGCCAGCUGUCCCUCGAAGUGUUCGCCAACGACAAGGAGAUCUGCAUGAUCAAAGUGGAGAUCCAAGACAUCAACGACAACGCGCCCUCCUUCCCUUCGGAUCAGAUCGAGAUGGACAUUUCGGAGAACGCGGCCCCGGGGACCCGCUUCCCCCUCACCAGCGCGCAUGACCCGGACGCGGGCGACAACGGACUCCGCACCUAUCUGCUCACUCGCGACGAUCACGGCCUCUUUGCGUUGGAUGUCAAGUCCCGCGGCGACGGCACCAAGUUCCCGGAGCUGGUCAUUCAGAAAGCUCUGGACCGCGAGCAGCAGAACCACCACACGCUCGUGCUGACCGCCCUGGACGGGGGUGAGCCUCCCCGUUCCGCCACGGUGCAGAUCAACGUGAAAGUGAUUGACUCGAACGACAACAGUCCGGUCUUCGAAGCCCCCUCCUACCUGGUAGAGCUGCCCGAGAACGCCCCCCUGGGCACCGUGGUCAUCGACCUGAACGCCACCGACGCCGAUGAGGGCCCGAACGGAGAAGUGCUCUAUUCCUUCAGCAGCUACGUGCCAGACCGCGUGCGGGAGCUCUUCUCCAUCGACCCCAAGACCGGCCUGAUCCGGGUGAAGGGUAACCUGGACUAUGAGGAGAACGGGAUGCUGGAGAUCGACGUGCAGGCCAGAGACCUGGGGCCCAACCCUAUUCCGGCCCACUGCAAGGUCACGGUCAAGCUCAUCGACCGCAACGACAACGCGCCGUCUAUCGGUUUCGUCUCCGUGCGCCAGGGGGCGCUGAGCGAAGCCGCCCCUCCCGGCACUGUCAUCGCCCUGGUGCGGGUCACUGACCGCGACUCGGGCAAGAACGGACAGCUGCAGUGCCGGGUCCUGGGCGGAGGAGGGCCGGGCGGCGGCGGCGGCCUAGGCGGGACGGCGGGCGCUGUGCCUUUCAAGCUCGAGGAGAACUACGACAACUUCUACACCGUGGUGACCGACCGCCCCCUGGACCGCGAGACCCAGGACGAGUACAACGUGACCAUCGUGGCCCGGGACGGGGGCUCGCCGCCGCUCAACUCCACCAAGUCCUUCGCUGUGAAGAUUCUGGACGAGAAUGACAACCCUCCGCGGUUCACCAAGGGGCUGUACGUGCUGCAGGUGCACGAGAACAACAUCCCAGGAGAGUACCUGGGCUCAGUGCUCGCCCAGGACCCCGACCUGGGCCAGAACGGCACCGUGUCCUACUCCAUCCUGCCCUCGCACAUCGGCGACGUGUCCAUCUACACCUACGUGUCCGUGAACCCCACCAACGGGGCCAUCUACGCCCUGCGCUCCUUUAACUACGAGCAGACCAAGGCUUUUGAGUUCAAGGUCCUUGCUAAGGACUCCGGGUCGCCCGCGCACCUGGAGAGCAAUGCCACGGUGCGGGUGACUGUGCUAGACGUGAAUGACAACGCGCCGGUGAUCGUGCUGCCCACGCUGCAGAACGACACGGCCGAGCUGCAGGUGCCUCGCAACGCCGGCCUGGGCUACCUGGUGAGCACCGUGCGCGCCCUGGACAGCGACUUUGGCGAGAGUGGGCGCCUCACCUAUGAGAUCGUGGACGGUAACGACGACCACCUGUUCGAAAUCGACCCGUCCAGCGGCGAGAUCCGCACUCAGCACCCCUUCUGGGAAGACGUGACGCCCGUGGUGGAGCUGGUGGUGAAAGUGACGGACCACGGCAAGCCCACCCUUUCCGCGGUGGCCAAACUCAUCAUCCGCUCGGUGAGCGGCUCCUUGCCCGAGGGGGUGCCCCGGGUGAACGGCGAACAGCACCACUGGGACAUGUCGCUGCCGCUGAUCGUGACUCUGAGCACCAUCUCCAUCAUCCUCCUAGCGGCCAUGAUCACCAUCGCCGUCAAGUGCAAGAGGGAGAACAAGGAAAUCCGCACUUACAACUGCCGCAUCGCGGAGUACAGCCACCCGCAGCUGGGCGGGGGCAAGGGCAAGAAGAAAAAGAUCAACAAAAAUGAUAUCAUGCUGGUGCAGAGCGAAGUGGAGGAAAGGAACGCCAUGAAUGUCAUGAACGUGGUGAGCAGCCCUUCCCUGGCCACUUCCCCCAUGUACUUUGACUACCAGACCCGCCUGCCCCUCAGCUCGCCCCGCUCAGAGGUGAUGUAUCUCAAACCUGCCUCCAACAACCUGACUGUUCCCCAGGGCCACGCGGGUUGCCACACCAGCUUCACCGGACAAGGAACUAAUGCGAGCGAGACCCCCACCACUCGGAUGUCCAUUAUUCAGACAGACAAUUUUCCCGCAGAGCCCAAUUACAUGGGCAGCAGGCAGCAGUUUGUUCAAAGUAGCUCCACGUUUAAGGACCCAGAAAGAGCCAGCCUGAGAGACAGUGGGCACGGGGACAGUGAUCAGGCUGACAGUGACCAAGACACUAACAAAGGCUCCUGCUGUGACAUGUCUGUUAGGGAGGCACUCAAGAUGAAAACUACUUCAACUAAAAGCCAACCACUUGAACAAGCAUUCCCGACUUUGCUUUCCUUUGCUAUCCUCACCCUACACACCAUCACAAGUAGACUUCAGUCUGUUGAUCUGCUUCCUCCAGAACCAGAGGAGUGUGUUAAUUGCACAGAUGAAUGCCGAGUGCUUGGUCAUUCUGAUAGGUGUUGGAUGCCACAGUUCCCUGCAGCCAAUCAGGCUGAAAAUGCAGAUUACCGCACAAAUCUCUUUGUACCCACAGUCGAAGCUAAUAUUGAGACUGAGACUUAUGAAACUGUGAAUCCCACUGGGAAAAAGACUUUUUGUACAUUUGGAAAAGACAAGCGAGAGCACACUAUUCUCAUUGCCAAUGUUAAACCUUAUUUAAAAGCCAAACGUGCCCUGAGCCCUCUCCUCCAGGAGGUCCCUUCUGCAUCCAGCAGCCCCACCAAGGCAUGCAUUGAGCCUUGCACCUCAACGAAAGGCUCUCUGGAUGGCUGUGAAGCAAAAGCUGGGGCCCUGGCCGAAGCAAGCAGCCAAUACUUGCCCACUGACAGUCAGUAUCUGUCACCCAGCAAGCAACCGAGAGACCCGCCCUUCAUGGCAUCAGAUCAGAUGGCCAGGGUCUUCGCAGAUGUGCAUUCCAGAGGCAGCCGGGAUUCCAGCGAGAUGGGCGCUGUUCUGGAGCAGCUGGAGCACCCCAGCAGGGAUCUGGGCCGAGAAUCUGUGGAUGCCGAGGAGGUCGUGAGAGAAAUUGACAAGCUGUUGCAGGACUGCCGGGGAAACGACCCUGUGGCUGUGAGAAAGUAAAAAAAAAAAAAAAAAAAAAAAAAAAAGCAUUGGCAUUUUCUUGUCUCUUCUGUUGAUUUAAAAACGAUCCCUUCUGGUGAGAACUCAUUUUACAGGGAUGAAGAAAGACCAAUGCUGCUUUAAGGCUUUUAGUGAACAUCUGAAGUGCCCACAAGUAUGUUCUUUUCACUGCUGUUUCUUUUUCAGAGAUAACAAUGGUUUUAUUAUGACCAAACAGAGAUCAGGACAGAAUUAAGGAAGCUCAAAGAGAAAAAGAGAAAAGUGAGAAAAGAAAGAGGAGAGAAGAAAAAAGGAGGAUGAGGAGGCGAGUUACCUUGUGACAAUCUGAUAGGAAGGUAUACAGUAUGAGAACGGAAGCGUUUCCGAAUGCCCCCAAGACUGUCCUCGGUGAUUUAUGCUGACUUAACUGUUUACCUAUAAACCCCAUACAAAGCAGGGUCAGAAUUUGUCAUCUGUGGUGGAUUUCUAGCUGACAUCACAGGCUUCUACUGAAAAAUCCUGAAAGACCUUGCAGUAGUCCAAGCUACACCAAACAUUAACAUAUAUUUGUGGUAAACAUUUCUGUAUAAAGUUACCUGCCACACACACAUAUAAACACAAAGAACAUUCCAUAUCAUUAGUCGGGAAAAAAGAAUUUUUAAAAACUUGGUCAUUUGUAAGACACCUCAUGUCGUAUAAAAGUUAAAUGUAAAAAAAAAUAUAGUCCAUUUUGUCCUGCACACACAUAGACUGAUUCAUAUCAUUAAAGGAGAAGAAAUUUUAAAGGUUUAAAAUGCCUCUUCAGCAUUUUAGUGUCCAACAAACAUAUAAUAAUGGGUAGGCAUUAAAUUUGACCUAGACAAGUUCUGAAAAUAGCAGUUACAAUUGAGUGAUGAUUAUGCAGAGAAAAUUAACAAGAUUAAUAUAUUGUAUUCAUUUGUGGACACUAAAAUAGCUCAGGAAAGUAAAAUGUCUUAGACAUAUACAAAUCACAUGACCAUUUAAAUGUGCAAAUGUAAGAAGAUUCAAUGUGUUUACAUCAAAUGACAUAUUUUUAUUGAUUUAUUGCAGAUUCAGUGCAUAUGAGCCAAAUUGUUGAGUGUAUAAGAGCUAUAUUGUGUAUUUUAUUAAAUUAAUAUAUAGUUGUGUUGCAAAAAUAUUUGGGCUUAUAUUGUAAAUGGCAAGUGUUGCCUCGGUAGCUGUCGAACUCUAUGAGUUUUGUUUUUUCCUGCUUCCUUUUCCCCAUGGAGUGUGGGAAGCAGUGCCUCAGAGCAAAGUCUCUUGUUUAAUGUAUAGUCUACCAAGUACUACAGUACAUAAUCUGUUCAAAAUGUGUUUGAGUGAGCUGAUGGAGCUAACUGAAAGGUCAAAAAAUACAUCCGUCAGUCAUGGUUAUGUGCAAGUCCUUGUAGAAGCUUUUAUUAAAGUCAUGCUAAAUCACAAAAAAUCACAUUUGUACCAAUACCUAAAACGUCACAUUUUUUCAAUAACAUGCAAUUUUGCCUGUGUAGAUAUCAUGCUGUUGAUUGGUUCUCAAAAGUAUCUUAAGUGGUUCAAGAUGUGUAUUCCCAUUAGAUUUCAAAACCAUGAAAAAUGCUUUAAUGCAUGUGUGGUACCAGCACUGGUUACUUGCAUUGUGUCGUGUUUUUAAGAGGUCUGGGUAUUAACAAAAUGUUUUUCCGUUUUCUCAAUAUCUUCUGCCUCUUUCACUUCGUGUUCUUUGAGAACAAUGCACCUUCUAUUCCUUCAUUUAGUUGCACCUUUUCUUGUGACAUUUAGCGGGUUUCAAACUUACUUCCAUCUGAAGCUAGGAAACCUCAAAUUUCAGGAAUUGGGAAAAAUAAAAUUAGCACUUGCAGAAGUAGCAGCAGAUGGGAAAAUGCCUUGAUUGACAUUUUCCUUCAGCGUUUAAAUUUUUUGGCAUUUUACAGUUUCAUGACAAAUAGUUUCCAGCCCAUACCUUAGAAAAUGUGGUGCUGAGUUAAAUAAAGGCUGUUUGUGCACUGGAGCAGAAAAAUGCAUUAUUUGCAAACUGGUGGAGAAUUCUGUGCCUUCUUUUCCGGCCACCAAGCCAGUGUAGAAACAGCAUAAAUGUCAUAAAAUCCUUAUAUUAAAAAUACAAACAAAAGCAAACACAUAUUAAACUGAAUUAUGCUUUGGAAAUUUAAACUUCCAAAAAUUCUAUUGAAAGUAUUUCUGUCAAAUGUUAAAGUUUUUGAUUGUACCUCGUUUGCAAAAUUGCUUUCAAAGGGAAAGUGGACAACUCGCAUCAGCCUUAUCCUCUUGAGAACUCUAUUUGGUUCCUAGUAACAGCCUUCCCAAAGCUCUACUCUUGGUUUUUAUUAUCCGUAAAUGUUUAAAUUGGAAAAGGACGGAGCUUGUACAUGUGAAACCUAAUUGACUAUAUUUUGGACAAUUUAUGUAUCUGAAAUGUGUCGUCUUUGUUAGAUGAUGUUAUUUUUUAUUUUUAUUUUUUAUUUUUGGCCAGGAGACUACAGGUUGACUUAGCUUGAUAGCGAAACUUUGAUUGAUUCUGAUUUCCAUUUAGUCUUAUCAAGUGUUGCCUCUCUCUUCCUAGAUGGAUAGCCAAUUGGUCAACUCUAAGGCAGUAUAUAAAUGAAAUCCACAAAGAGAGUAGGUUUUAUUUUUAAAACAGUCUUAAUGCUGAGUAACCAGUUGUCCAAUUUAUUAUAUGUGUCUGGAGACAUUUAAAACAUUGUAAGAUUUAAAGAAUUGGUUGUGCCAAGGUGUAAGGGAUUUACCGUUAGGUUCUGUGUCAUCAGUGAUUAACUAGAGUUAGCUGUUUAACACAUUACCUGUAUUUAGUAGUGACUAUUUAUUUACAAGUUGGUGGUAGUUCAGCAACCAAGACUCUAAGCUUUUAUAGUUGAGUUGAGGGAAUUUCACUUUUAUUCAUUUGGCUGGCAACUGCCUUUUGUCACAGACCUCUGGUGCUUGGCUUCCAAGGAAGUCUCUGAGAUGCCAAAAUCAGCCCCUCUGGGGAGCAACUUGCACUAAAGGGUAAUGCAUGACCGAACAGUGAUAUUUCGAGGGGGUUCAGCAUAAUUCAGAAUGUGAAAUUUUUUUCUUAGUUCACACCUUCUAAAUAAUAAUCCCUAAAAAUUCCACACAUUUGAAAUAAAUAAUUUGAUAAAUAUUUUGUCUUUUAGGUCCUUAUGUAACUGAAGUCAAGCACAGAAAAUUUAUAGACGUUUUAUUAAGAAAGUCAUGGUUCUAAAAAUUGUUUACUGAUGAAAUAAAAUAUUGAUAAUGAAACAAUUUUUUUAUUAUUAAUGAUGAAAGAUCUUUUGAUCAAAAAUAAAAGUAGUAAGAAUCAGUGUUAGUUGUACCUAUACCAAAGUAAACAUUAAAGAGGCUUAUCAUGCAAUUCCAAGAGUACUUUCAUAUUAUUUCUUCAGCUGACUUACUUAUCCUUCUGGCAAGCAAUAUAUAGAGAUUGGCUCACUACUCCAUAAAUUAAUUCAAUUUCUGGUUAGGAAAUCGCCUUGUUUUGCUUUCCCAAAUUAGCUGAGAUCUUGUAAAACAUGACUUCCCUUUAAAGGAUCUAGGCACAGCUUGAUUUAAAAACUGACGCCAUAAAAAAAAAGUCAUGUAGUAAUAGAGCAGUAUGCUUUAUUAGAACCAGGUUAAAGCUGUUUGUUGCCUAAUGGAGUAGAAGUUGCUGAGGUCAAUAAGUAGACUGAGGUCUGGCAUAGUAUAUGCCCACUCAUUAUUGUCUAAUUAUAUUCUUUUGACAACAGACAGCAUUUACCAGAGCAUUAAAUCAAAUGAGAGUUUUGGCUAUCAAGAUGUGUUGAUUGAAAACAUAAUUGAAUGAGACCUGAUUAAAGUCUGAUUUUCCUGGUCCCAGUGUUUUGCAGGUUGGCUAUUCCCAUUUAUCAGCCUCAUGACUCCAUAAGGUUCUUAGCUGCACCAAGUGAUUGGUGAACAAGGACAACAACAAAAGCAGCAUACAUUGUAUGGAUUUAUCUCAAUGCUAUUGUUUAAUGGCUGUGUUUAAUGUGACCUAUCUGGAAAAUGAGGACUCCGAAUAAAAAACUAUUACUAAUA